AAAUGUAAGUGACCCUGUACAAGAUGUAGUUUGUAAGGUUCAUUGUGAAUAUGUAGAAAAUAAGUUAGAGUGGACAGAACCAAAAUUGACAUGCAGAUCAUAUCCUUUCACAGGAAAUGCAGGCUUAAAAACUGUUGGCCAAUUUAAUUUAAAUGAUCCAUUUGAAAUUUAUAAACAGUUCCUAGAUGAUACAUUAUUGAAUUUGAUUGUUUUGGAAACUAACAGGUAUGCACAUCAGUACCUUGCUUCAAAGCCUGUAAAAAAGCGUUCAGCAAUGGCUAGAUGGGUUGAUUGUACAACUGAAGAGAUACACAAAUUUUUUGGUGUACUGAUGAUCAUGGGCAUAUGCCCAUUGCCUCAAAGACAAAUGUACUGGUCAAACAAUCCCAUGUACCAAAAUAGUGUCAUCAAGAAAACUAUGAGCAGAGACAGAUUUGACUGUCUCCUAAAAUGCCUACAUUUCCAAAAUAAUGAGGAACCAGCAACUGAAGAGCCUCGGUUGUGGAAAAUAAAGAAACUGCUCAAUCAUUUAAAUGCAAAAUUUGAAAGUCUGGUAACACCUGAAGAGUCACUAGUUAUUGACGAGUCUAUGGUUCCAUGGAGAGGGCGUUUGAUUUUUAAACAAUAUUUGCCAAAAAAGGCUCAUAAAUAUGGAGUCAAAAUUUACAAGAUUUGUACCACUGAUGGGUAUACUUUAAAAGCAAAAAUUUACGCUGGUAAGUCAGACGUAACUGCAAGAGAGGCACAUGCAGAUAAAAUUGUCAUGCAUUUGAUGGAAUCAUUUCUAAAUGAGGGUAGAACACUGUUUGCAGAUAACUUUUACAACUCCACAAGGUUGGCCAACACUCUGCUUGAGAAGAAAACUUAUGUUUGUGGCACCCUUCGAAGUGACCGAAAAGGCAAUCCAAAAGAAGUCACUAGCAAAAAAUUAGCCAAAGGUGAAGUAAUUUGUCAAGAAAGCAGUACAGGAGUAAAAGUACUUAAAUGGCAUGACAAAAGGCCUGUACUGAUGAUAACCACUCGCCCUGAAGACGUUUCUACUCUUGUGGCAAGCAAAAAAACAACAAAGAAAGGCGAGGUUGUCAUGAAACCAUCAUGUGUCAUGGCGUACAAUGCAGCAAAAAAAGGAGUGGACUUUUCAGAUCAGAUGUCCUCUUAUUACACUCCUAUCAGAAAGACUCUCAUUUGGUACAAAAAAGUUGCACUGGAUCUUCUCCUAGGUACUUGUGUAGUGAAUGCACUAGUACUACAUAACAAGUACUCAUUAAACCAAAAAAAUUGUUGUAUGCUCACUUUCAGAGAAAAAAUACUUCGAAAUCUCCUUGAAGGAGAAAAUGUUGGAGCCCUUGUUCAAACACCCCAAGAUGGCAGGCAAGGUACCAAGAAACUAAAACAUGUGCUCUCAAAGCGUGAAGGGACUGCAAGAGAAACCAGAAAACGGUGUGUCAGCUGCUACAGCAAAAUGAAGGAAGAAAGGGGGGCCAAAGCAGCAAGGACGUACGCAAAACGUGUUUCAACUUACUGCAAAGGGUGCGAUGAGACUCCUACAAUGUGCUUAGAGUGUUUUAACUCCAAGCACUAAACUGAACACCAUUUGUAAUAGGA
Homalodisca vitripennis (glassy-winged sharpshooter) is the source of this 1605-nucleotide messenger RNA. RefSeq names its product piggyBac transposable element-derived protein 4-like. The record is from RefSeq and is a predicted model, not a curated record. Lineage: Eukaryota; Metazoa; Arthropoda; Insecta; Hemiptera; Cicadellidae. Bases 275 to 1582 code for a protein of 435 amino acids. The transcript is spliced from 2 exons.